UUCAGCAUGAUAUGAUAGCAACGACCGAGGAGAACUCCCCCGCAAGAUGAAGAAUCCUUACGUCCUCGCGUGCUUCCUGCUGCUGCCCGCGGUGCUGGGCCUGACCCUGCAGGAGGACGACCUGGUGUUCGAUGACGUCGGCGAAGAGAGCACCAGCACCGCAGCGACGGUGAUCAGUCGUCGCUACGACGAACAGAGGAGCAGCUGGCACGAGCAGAAGCAUCCCUAUGACACGAAGAAGCACCAAUUCGAUAGGCUGCACAAUGUUCCCCACGUCGUCGUGCCCGUUGGCCACGUGCUCAAACUCAGGGUCCACAGGGAGGCGUUCAGCGGACCAGAAGACUACUACGAGUUGUUCGACCCAAACGGGAACCGGCUGUUGCGAUGGCUGUACUGGGACGACGCGGCGUCGACCUUGAUGGGCGUCCCGACGAAGAAGGACGUUGGCACCCAUCGUCUGAGCGUGAAGGUGAUGGGCAAGCACGACGACACCGCGAAGGACCUGUUCGUGGUGCAAGUGGUCCCCGAGAAGCACGAGGAACUGAAGCACAGGGAUGGAAAGACCCACUGCAACGAAGGGGAGGAACAGACGCUUCUGACGAUUCUGCUGGAUGCCAGGUUCGACAACCUCUCGCCGACCAUGCGAGUCAACACCAUCGAGAACCUCGCCGGAUUCCUGGGACUUCACGUGAGCGCGUUCUCGAUGCAUCCGCAAAGCGCCAAGGAAAAUUUGAACUCGGACACCACCGUGAUUCUCAGUGGGCCUGGAAACGUGAAACAUCGGAAGGAGAAAUACCUGACGGCGAUCCAGUGGCAGGUCGGCUGCGAUGGGCACUUAUGGAAGCACCAGACGGAUUUGGUGAAACACCUGCGAGAACAGGCAAAGGACGGCACUCUAGCGGAAGUGAUGCAGCUUCCGGUGCUGUUAUGGCGCGUGAAGACGGAAUCGAGCUUAUUACUGAGAAACAGGAGGGAGGCUGGCUCUGGGGACUACAAUACGGAUGACUACGAUGGUUACGAUGAUGAUUACGAGGACGAAUUCGAAGAUGGCGAGGAGGAUGGCGAGGAUGGCGAUGACUCGCUGGUACAGCCAACUUUCAUCCCGGAUACGAAUUCUCCUAGAGGAAACGUCGCGGAACAUCCGCACAGGCAUCACCACGGUGAAGAACCUAUCGAUUGGAACACCGAAGAGAUCAGCGACAUUAUCCCAGUGGUGAAUCAGUCGAACGUGGUUGAAAGUGCAGUGAACAGAACGAUUAUGAACACCACGUCAACUACAACAACCACUGAACUUACAUCACCACCAUCAACAACUCCAACAACCAUCACCACGAUGACUACUCCAUCUACUUCGACAACAACUACAACAACAACAACAACAACUCAACAACCACCCUCGUCAACGGCUACUAGUACUACUACUACAAGCACAACAACGAGCACAACAAUAGCAGAUUUAACAACAGCAAGCAUCAUGCCGACCAUCAUAGUCCCAUCGACUGAAACACCGGAGAAACCGGAGACCACCGAAGAGACAAUGAAGAACACUAGAUACAUGGAGAACGAAUCUCUAAACGUCUCAUCUGUCACUAUACCAGAACUCACCACCAUCCCUCCUACGGUAAUCGUUCCUCAUUCUAGCACUACCAACACCGUCACCACCACCGGAUCCACCCCAACCACCGUUGUUGUUGAAAGGGCGGAAACGGAUGUCACCGUUGGUACCGUGAAUGUCACCACGGAAGAGCCGACGGAACAGUCGCCAGUGUCUUCGACAAAACUACCUACUACUCUCUUACCCGUCACAAUACCUGCAAACACAACGACCACAUCCACAACUACCGCAUUCGUCACUAAUAUCACCACGACACCCACAACAACGACCACACAGAUAAGAACAACCCCAAUCACUAUACCUACUACCACUACCACCACCACCACUACUACUACUUCCACCAUGGCUCCGAUACCCACAACUACAACAACCACCACAACUACUACCACUCCAGCACCGACUAGCGGUGUCACCGAACCAUCUUGGAGCGUCACGGAAACCAUAGAGUACGGUGCGGGGAAUAAUUUGUCCCCCAGACAAGAUAAGAGAUUGAAGAAGAUACCAGUCACGGCUGGAAAACCAUUGAGCUACGUUAUACCUGCUAAUACGUUCAGCGAUUCCGAGGAUGGAGAUACUAGGGACCUAAAACUCAGUUUGUACCUGCAAGGUGCACCACUGAAAACCAGUCACUGGCUGCAAUUCAAUCAGAAUACUCAAGAAGUUUAUGGAUUGCCACUGGAGAACGAUAUUUCAACUUGGACUUACGAAUUAGUAGCUGCUGAUAGUGAAGGAUUAAACGUGACGGAUCGACUUGAUAUUCACGUUCAGCAGCACAAGCUCAGCCGUAGCGUAAACCACGAAUUCAGUAUUUAUUUAAAGAUCGACAAACGUUCUGAAUUUCCUACAGACGUGGACUGGGAACUAAAGGUAAUUCGAAGCUUAGCCGAAUUGUAUGGAGACAGCGAUACCAGACACAUCACUGUCAGGUCGAUUGAUAUUGAUCGUGAUCAAGCGUUAUUUACUUGGACCAACGAUAGUGUGCCAAGAAGCAGCGAAUGUCCCAAAGAAUAUAUUAAUGAUCUGUUAAAUGUUUUGAUUGAUAGAAACGGUGACCCCAGUUCUGCGUUAAGGGAAGUUCUCCUGCCUGAAAUUAGAGUGAAACGAGUAGUCUGUCAAGGUAUUGGACAAUGCGAAGACAUGACUCGCCUAGAAACACCGAAAGUUUCUACGCAAGAGCCUAAAUCAAAUUUCCCACCAUUACCGAGAAAUCAAGUGGAUCUUGUCAAUGCUACUGUUGGUCAGCUACUUGUAUUUAAAGUACCAGAGGAUACUUUCUAUGAUGCACAAGAUGGUUCUGCAAGAAACAUGCAAAUGUCUCUGCUAACUAUUGAACGUAAGCCUAUUCCACCACAUGAGUGGUUGCAAUUUGACAGUAAGAAUCAAGAAUUUUAUGGAGUACCAAUGCGUAGCGACGUUGGUCGCAAAGAAUACCAAUUAGUAGUUACUGAUAAAGAAGGCGCAAGCGCCACUGACGGCCUAGUGGUUGUAGUGCACUCUGCUCCCUUCAUGCACCAUACAGUGGAGUUCUCUAUGACCUUGGACAUCCCAUAUGAAUCGUUUGCACACUCUGCACUUCAAAAGCGUAAUUUCAUUGAAAAACUCCGCGAUCUGUAUCAAGAUAAAGAUACUAGUGCAAUCUCAUUGCAUAGUAUAUCGAAUGGUAGUACAGUAAUUACGUGGCACAACAGAACCCUGCCUACCUCGUAUUGUGCGCACGAAGAAGUCAAUAGAUUGCGAUCAGUGCUCGUUAAGAGUGACAACGAUCGUCGAUCCGUCACGGAUGAGGUCCUAGAGAUCAUGGGCCUGAAAUUCCCCGUGAAACAAAUCACUGUGAUCCCCAUGGGCAUCUGUCUUGGUGAAUUAACAGACGUUCAUUCUCCCGACAAUCACGUACCACCAGUGGAUGAUUCCACUUCGUUUGGAGCGUUCCACGAUGACUAUCUUAUGACAUUUGUCGUACCAGCUAUAAUAAUCACCGCAAUGCUCAUCUUAGCAGGUUUCAUUGCUUGUAUGGUAUACAAACGGAGGCGUAGUGGAAAAAUGAGUGUCAGCGAACAAGAUGACGAAAGACAAAGUUUCCGUAGCAAGGGAAUACCAGUCAUUUUCCAGGAUGAGCUAGACGAGAAGCCAGAUCCAGGUAACAAGUCUCCCGUUAUUCUAAAGGAAGAGAAACCACCGCUACCACCUCCCGAGUAUCAAAAAGCUGAAGACGGUGCAGAUGUACCAAUGUUGCCAAAGGAGAAUUCCGAGGAACCGUAUCAACCGCCACCACCGUUCGCCACGAACCGUGAAACUAAUCGUCAGAAUCGUCCGAAACCCACCCCCACGUACAGGAAACCACCCCCCUACGUACCCCCCUAACAAAAUACAGUUCACUCGCCCACGCGCAAAUAUAUGCUAGCGAUGCUCGGAGACUCCCCAAUACACGCGCAAAACCAAACAAACUAUCAGAAGAAAUCUCAGCUUGCCGGUAAAAUCGACAACUGUGCAUCUCUGAACGUAUACAGCAAUCUUAAGUAAAAAAAAAAACAAAGCUUUCGUUCGUUCCGACAUUCGAUCAAUAUAUACAUAUAUAUCUAUAUAUAUAUAUUUAUAUAUAUAUCGGUAUCACGAAACGAGAGGAGACGAAAGAUCUGUUCGCAAGAACUCAAGCCAAAAGUCACGCCCACUUUUUCUUACUUUGUAAUAUUAUAUAUGUACAUGUAUACUCAUUCGUCGCUAUUUAUCCGCGGUAUAUAACGUAUUUAAAGGAAGAGAAAAACGAAGAAACUCGACCUCGGGUUUCUGCCGUUUUUCUUCCUCUUUUUAUUUUUAUUUUAACAAACGAAUGUACUUCUGUCAUCGACCGUCUUGUAAUUUCACGGGAAACUUUUUCUAGGGAGUGUAUGGGAUUACAAAUCACGCGUUGCCUUUCGUAACGAAUUCAAACUGUAGAAAGAGAGAAAGAGAGAGAGAGAAAGAGAGAGAGAUAGAGGAGAAUGAUUCACUACUCCGACCGGGUAAGCGGAUAUUUUAGGUUUUAGGUUUACGAGACUUGUAGAACCAGCCAGUCGUUUAGGGCGAGAUGUAUUUUACUCGAUAAUAUGGGGUAGCAAAGAGAGUCGGUGUGUAUAUGCAGCAACGGUACUCGUUAAAUAUUUCAGUAAUAUCAGUGCCAUUUUUUAAGCAAUAAGGGUAUCCUGCUGUGAACGAAGAAAACAAGUACUAUAAUGGUUCUACGACUUAAUGCAAUUUACUGUUAAAAAAAAAAAAGAAAAAAAAGAAGAAAAACAAACGGUCUCCACGUAUCAAAGACUAUUGACUUAACGAAUCUUACAACGUACCUACAACGCGUAACGCUGCCAGAUGAAAAAAAAAAAAAGAUGAUAAUUCGUCGUCGGACGAGACAGUUUUAUCGUCAGUUACUCAAGCCUCUUUUUUUUAUACUGUCCAUAAGUCUUGAUAGAGGAAAGAAUAUCGAAAAGGAACGAAAAGAAUUUCGUAUAUUCUGCGAUUUUAUUGAACUGGCCCAUCCGACGAUCGAUUAUGUCAGACUUAAAUGAUUAACUUAGAUGAGAAGUGAGAAUUUUUUUAACAAAAAAAAAAAAAAAAA
This is a messenger RNA of Eufriesea mexicana, 5207 nucleotides long. Its product is annotated as dystroglycan. Gene Ontology annotation, molecular function: laminin binding; calcium ion binding. The coding region runs from base 47 to 3976 and encodes 1309 amino acids. Gene Ontology annotation, biological process: nerve development; muscle attachment; morphogenesis of an epithelium. The transcript has 14 exons. The record is from RefSeq and is a predicted model, not a curated record. Lineage: Eukaryota; Metazoa; Arthropoda; Insecta; Hymenoptera; Apidae. Gene Ontology annotation, cellular component: dystroglycan complex; dystrophin-associated glycoprotein complex; sarcolemma.